AUUGAUGACUUGUUUGACCAACUACGAGGGGCAACCGUGUUUUCAAAGAUCGAUUUGAGGUCGGGUUACCAUCAAUUGAAGAUUAAGGAAGACGACAUACCAAAGAGUGCUUUCCGCACAAGGUAUGGACAUUUUGAGUUCCUUGUUAUGUCGUUUGGGUUGACAAACGCCCCAGCGGCAUUCAUGGACUUGAUGAACCGAGUAUUCCAUAAAUACUUGGAUCGAUUCGUGAUUGUGUUCAUAGACGACAUUUUGAUUUACUCAAAGAGUGAGGAAGAGCAUGAAGAGCACUUGAUACUCGUUCUUGAGACACUACAGGAGAAGCAACUUUAUGCCAAAUUUUCUAAAUGUGAAUUUUGGCUAAAGGAAAUUGGCUUUCUCGGGCAUGUGGUUUCGGGAUCGGGAAUUGCUGUUGAUAAUAAGAAGAUAGAGGCCAUUACCGAAUGGGAGAGACCAAGGAAUGUCAAGGAGAUUCGUAGUUUCCUUGGACUGGCAGGCUAUUACAGAAAGUUCGUGGAAAAGUUCUCUGUUUUGGCGUCGCCGUUGACGAAGCUCACUCGAAAGGGAGCUAAGUUUAUAUGGGAUGACAAAUGUGAGAAAGGAUUCAUCGAACUAAAGAAGAGAUUGACCGAGGCACCGGUACUUGCAUUACCCAAACAGGGUGUGGGGUACGAUGUCUAUAGUGACGCGAGCAUCCAAGGGUUUGGGUGUGUGUUGAUGCAGGAAGGGAGGGUAAUUGCCUAUGCUUCACGACAGUUGAAGAAGCAUGAGGUAAAUUAUCCUACCCAUGAUCUGGAGCUGGGAGCAGUGGUGUUUGCACUGAAGAUAUGGAGACAUUAUCUCUACGGGGAGACAUGUCACAUAUACACUG
Cuscuta epithymum is the source of this 871-nucleotide messenger RNA. NCBI's taxonomy places the organism in Eukaryota, Viridiplantae, Streptophyta, Magnoliopsida, Solanales, Convolvulaceae. The record is from the annotation of a GenBank genome assembly.